Messenger RNA from Rhodotorula toruloides NP11, 3885 nucleotides. RefSeq names its product phosphatidylserine decarboxylase. Lineage: Eukaryota; Fungi; Basidiomycota; Microbotryomycetes; Sporidiobolales; Sporidiobolaceae. Gene Ontology annotation, biological process: phospholipid biosynthetic process. The transcript has 15 exons. The coding region runs from base 1 to 3885 and encodes 1294 amino acids. The record is from RefSeq and is a predicted model, not a curated record. Gene Ontology annotation, molecular function: phosphatidylserine decarboxylase activity.
AUGUCGAAAGCGCCGGGCACGAGGGACUCUCUCCGCGCUCAGCCCCCUCUCGCUGCCGGGGAUACCGACGCAACCUCGCCGCCGUCGCCAGCCCCUUCGCCCGGUCUGAGGCGCGCACUCCUCUCCAAACUCCCCGUCAGACACCUCGCGCGAAUCCCGAGGGUCGCAGCGGCAGGUCCUCGCCGGCUCAAGCAGCUUGGUAGCCGUUCCCAGCGAAGGGAUGCCCUCUUCCGCCCGCUCGAGGAGGGCGCUGAGCCGCUGGGAACGUUUGUCGUGAGGGUACACGCCGGGAGGGACCUCGUCGCGAAGGACAAGAACGGUUUGAGCGAUCCCUACCUCGUCAUGCGCUUCGGUCCGCACAGGGUGACGAGUCCAAUUGUACCAAAGACGCUCAACCCGGUCUGGGGCGCUGGCGGAGAGACGGGCAGCCUCGAGGGAGUCGGCGGCGAAGCGAAACUGGAGCUCAAGCUCUUCGACUGCCUCGCUCUCGGCUACGAGCGCAUCGAGAUUGUUUGCUACGACAAGGACAGGCUUGGUAGCGAGUACAUGGGCGAGCUGAGUCUCGGUCUGGAGGAUUGGUGGGGUCGCGAUGCGAAGAAGUGGAAGGACGAGAAGCCUCCGGUCGGCUUUCACGAUAACGAGAACGAGCCCAUCUGGCACACGCUUCGUUCGUCGAGGUCGCGGUCGAGCGUCAGCGGCCAGCUCCUCGUACAGAUUGGCUUCUUGCCAGCGGCGACCACCUCGUCGCGGAAGCUGUCGGAUCAGGACCGUGAGCGCAUCCUCGGCGCUCUGGGGCGAGUCGCUUCAGAGCUGGAAGGUGCGAGGCGAGCGAGUCGCGAGGAGCGCGUAUUCCUGGUUCCGCCGACCGACGGUCUCGGUACUCAGCCUGCUGACGAGGCUUCUCCUCUCGGUACUGUCAUCGACGAUCCCGACUCCGAAUCCUCCGACUCCGACGCCGAUACUGCAUCUAUCUCGACGGACGGCGACGAGUCCGAUACCGAAGAUGCGUCGUCAACCGGCGACGAAGACGUUCCUUCGUCGCGCGAGCAAGGCUACUUCGACUUGCCGACCGACGCACAACUCGAGAAGUCCACCUCGCCGGAGCAUGCUGUUACCGAGUCGCCGCCACCUAUACCCGACAUUCGCGUCGAAGAGCAAGCGCAUGCCUCGUCCAGCAGUUCGUCGUCGGCCAACAUUCCCAUUCCCCCGCCCACCCCGAGUCGUCGCGGCUUGAGCCUCCCAGGCUUCGUCAAGCGUCGCUUCAGCAGCCAAAACAUCCUCUCAACCGCGAGUCAGCCGACUACUCCUGCCGCCGAAUCCGACGUUGCCUCAACCACCGACAUUGACAGCGCCGCGACCGCCUCGUCGUCGAUCGCGGCAGAGACGAAGAAGCGCAGGCGCUUCCCUCGUCGCCGGAAGUCGGCUGAUUUGGAUGCGGGCAUCGCCGACGGCUUGGUCGAGAUGAGUUUGGUGGCCGGAAGCGUCGGUCUCUCGCCGGCUGCGACUCCUGGGAAGCGGAAGGGACGACGUCGCUCGAAGAAGGGGGAGGACGGUGCGACAGACGGGAAGAGGCGCAGGUCGCGCAGGUCGCGCAAGACGCACCAUGGCGCCUUCACUCUCGCCCCGAACGACGGAAUCGCUGGACUCGUGCAGAUCGAGAUCACGGGCGCCAAGGACCUGCCGCGCUUCAAGAAUGCAUUCCGCACGUCCUACGACAUGGACCCGUUCGUCGUCAUCGCCUUCGGCCACAAGAUCUUCCGCACGAGGGUCAUCCGCCACAGCCUCAACCCGGUCUGGGAGGAACGCCUCUAUUUCCACGUCGGCGAGGCGGAGACGCACUGGACGAUCGGGUUCACCGUCUCGGACUGGGACAAGAUCUCUGGCAACGACCAUGUCGGCGACGUCGCCGUCCCGCUCGAGCAGCUUCUUGGCACGAGCAUACAGCACGACGACCGCGGCAUCUACCCAGCCGGCCCAGACGGCAAGCUUGUCGGCGACGAAUUCCAUGUGCAUGAGCUCCCGCUCAUCCUCAGCGACAAGGACGUGCAGGGCGUCAACCCGAAGCUUAUCAUCCGCGCCAAAUACACGCCUUACGCCGCCUUGCGCCAAUCGCUCUGGCGCGUCUAUGCAGCGCAGUACGACCUCGACGGCACGGGCGAACUCUCGUACGUCGAGCUGUUCUCGAUGCUCGACUCGCUCGGCUCGACCCUCACGAAAGAGACCAUUGAGUCGUUCUUCACGAGGUUCGGCAAGACGAUCGACGACGAGCUGUCGAUGGAGGAGGUCGUCCUCUGCCUCGAGGACGAAGUGCAAAAGCCGAAUGCGGAGCGACGGCAUGUCAGCGAAAACAGCGAUACCGGAGCGAACACGCCGGCUGGACCGGGUGCAGGCUUCGCUUCGGGUUUCGCGCUGCCUGAGCACUACCAGCCGGACGAGCUGCAGCAGACGGACCAGUCGUCCGACAUGAAGACGAUUCCUCCCGGCACCGAGAUCGUCACCGACACGGAGAAGGGCAAGGUCAUCACGGCGCCCGAACCAAAGGGUACCGUCAAGCCGCCGUCUUCGCCGUCUCGCGUCGAUUCUGCCGACCUGGGCGCGACCGACGAGGGCGACAUCGAGCGCGUGGUCAACAUCAAGGAGUGCCCGCUCUGCCGCAAGCCUCGCCUCAACGCCAAAGCCGAGGUCGACAUCAUUACGCAUCUGGGCGUCUGCGCCUCGACAGAUCCGAGCAAGGUGAACCGCGUCCUUGUCACCAACUUCGUCACGGCCUCGCAGGCGCAGCGCAAGUUCCUCAACAAGGUCUUUGCCAAGGUCACGAAGGGCCAGUAUGCCUUAGGUGCCGACUCGGCCAACAUCAUCGUGCAGGACCGCCAGACCGGCACGCUGCAGGAGGAGAAGAUGGCCGUCUACGUCCGCCUCGGUAUCCGCCUGAUGUACAAGGGCAUGAGCGGCAACAUGGAGGGCUCGCGAAUCCGCCGCAUGCUCGACUCGCUUACGAAAAAGCAAGGCCUCAAGUACGACAGCCCGGCGUCGGCGCGCGAGAUCGAGCCGUUCAUCCGCUUCCACAACCUGAACAUGGAAGAAGUCCUCGACCCGCUUUCCUCCUUCAAGACGUUCAACGAAUUCUUCUACCGCAAGCUCAAGCCUGAUGCGCGACCUGUUUCCGACCCGGAAGACCCGCGCACCGUGGUCUCCUGCGCCGAUUGCCGCGCCAUGUUCUUCCAGACCGUCGACGACGCGACCUCGAUCUGGAUCAAGGGCCGCGAGUUCACCGUCGCUCGCAUGCUCGGCGACUACUACAAGGACAAGGCGCCCCAGUACGAGGGUGGCAGUCUCGCCAUCUUCCGUCUAGCGCCGCAGGACUACCACCGCUACCAUAGCCCCGUCGACGGCAUCAUGGGCCACCACGACUACAUCGCGGGACAGUACUAUACCGUCAAUCCGAUGGCCAUCCGCUCGAACGUGUCAGUCUACAGCGAGAACGUCCGCCUCGUCGCCUCGAUCGACUCGCCCAUCUUUGGCGAGGUCCUGAACGUCUGGGUCGGCGCUAUGAUGGUCGCCUCGAUCCACAUGACGAAGCAGGAGGGCGAGCCCGUCAAGCGCGGCGAAGAGGCGAGUCCAGCUCCUUUCCCUUCUCAGCGCUCAUCGCUGACUUCCUCGAUCUGCAGACCGGCUACUUCGCUUUCGGAGGGAGCACGAUCGUCGUGCUCUUCAAGCCGAACACGGUCCAGUUCGACGCGGACUUGCUCAACAACUCGAAGAACUCGAUCGAGACGCUCAUUCGCGUCGGCACUCGCAUCGGUCGCGCGGUCGGAAAGUAGCGGAGGAAGGGAGGGAGGGAGGAGGAAUCGCUUUGGCUUGGGACAGACACUUUCGCAUGGGUAG